Spodoptera litura is the source of this 1195-nucleotide messenger RNA. Its product is annotated as UDP-glycosyltransferase UGT5-like. Lineage: Eukaryota; Metazoa; Arthropoda; Insecta; Lepidoptera; Noctuidae. Gene Ontology annotation, molecular function: UDP-glycosyltransferase activity. The record is from RefSeq and is a predicted model, not a curated record.
CUUGCGUAGUUACGACACACAAAUAUGGCAUUAAAAACAAGUUUAAAUUAUUAUUAAAGUUAUUUCUCUGAUCAAAAAUAUACGAAAAAUGGAGAAAAUAAUCUGCCUUUUGUUUUGUACUGUUGUAACUUUGUGCUCUUGUGAGGCUUAUAAGAUCUUGGCUGUUCUUCCGAUUCCAAGUCCUAGCCACGGCAUCCUUGGAGACAAUCUGGUUAGACAUCUUCUGAACGCUGGACAUGAAAAUUUGCAAAAGAUUAUGGAUGAAGCAGAGCACGGUGUCAUAUACUUCAGCAUGGGCUCCAAUUUGAAGAGUAAGACUAUGCCGAAUGAACUGAAGAAAGGUCUGUUGAAGGUGUUUGGAGGACUGAAGCAAACUGUCUUGUGGAAGUUUGAGGAGAAUCUAUUGGAUCGGCCCAAAAAUGUUCAUAUCUUGCAAUGGGCACCACAACAGAGCAUAUUGGCUCAUCCCAAUGCGGUACUUUUCGUCACUCACGGUGGUCUCCUAUCACUCACCGAAGCAGUCUACUUCGGCAUUCCAGUUAUUGUUAUUCCAGUCUUCUCAGACCAGUUCCUCAAUGCAAACCAAGCUCAACAUAAAGGAAUUGGGGAACAAAUUAAGCUUUCCUACAACUUAGAUAAGGACUUGAAGGUCACUCUGAAUAAAGUUCUUGGUGAUCUUUCCAAAUAUACUGCCAGAGCAAAAGAAGUAUCUGCAGCAUAUCGCGACAAUCCAGUAAAACCUGGAAAGGAGUUUAACUUCUGGGUGGAACACGUGGUGCGGACGCGCGGCGCUCCACAUCUGCGGUCAGUGGCGCUACAAGUACCGCUGUACCAGCAAGCGUACCUAGAUCUGUUAGCUGUAUUACUGGCAGCGGUUGUUGUUAUAGUACUAGUAGUUAAGAAGAUUGUAUGGUUCCUUACGUCGAAGGGUAAGAAGCUGAAGAAGAAUUGAUUUACGUUUUAAUGUCCAGCACUGGGCGUCUUCUGCUGAAAUGAUGAUGAUGGCACAGAUACAGAGUUUUUUAUACAAGCUUUUUUAAGCGUGAAUUCAACGAUUGAAAAUUGAUUUAAAAUUGUCUUAACAUGAUAGAUAGAUUUAUGGAAAGACUUGUGGAAAGUAUUUAUAUUUUUGUGUGAUUCACGGUCUAAGGCGGACGUUGCGACACCGUUAAUAAAUUAUUAUUACAAAGCGCAA